Messenger RNA from Thunnus maccoyii (southern bluefin tuna), 3951 nucleotides. RefSeq names its product OS9 endoplasmic reticulum lectin (gene os9). Gene Ontology annotation, biological process: endoplasmic reticulum unfolded protein response; retrograde protein transport, ER to cytosol. The transcript has 15 exons. NCBI's taxonomy places the organism in Eukaryota, Metazoa, Chordata, Actinopteri, Scombriformes, Scombridae. Gene Ontology annotation, cellular component: endoplasmic reticulum lumen. The record is from RefSeq and is a predicted model, not a curated record. Bases 45 to 2024 code for a protein of 659 amino acids.
UUUGUUGCUAUCAGACAAUCGGGAAUACGAGGAGAGAGUCGAUCAUGGCUGCUUCCUUGGUACGAUGGCUAAAGAGACUGUGCGUUUUCUUGCUGAUAUGUCCCCUAUGUGUCCCGGCCUUCUUGAAUUUGGAAGAGUUGAACGAGAUGAAAUACGGGAUUCAAAUUCUUCCCGAUCCCGUCAUCCUGGGGCAGACCAAGACAGAAGAGGUUAUGAUGGUGUCCAGCAAGUACAAGCAGCUGUAUGAGUGUCGACUUCCAGCUCAGGCUGUCCGGUUUCACCAGGACCCAGCUUCUGAGCCUGACUCACAAGGAUACACUGGGCCUGACAUCCCAGACCUACUCAGUCCAAUGCACACUGCCCCGUGUCUAGUGAAGACAAAAGACUGGUGGACAUAUGAGUUCUGUCACGGUCAGCAUAUCAGACAGUACCACCUUGAAGACACAGAAAUCAAAGGGGACAUUCUCUUCCUGGGUUAUUAUGAGUCUGAAUUUGAUUGGAGCAAUGAAACAGCAAAGGCCUCCAAACAGCACCGACUGAAGCGCUACCACAGUCAGACCUAUGUAAAUGGCUCUAAGUGUGACCUGAAUGGAAAUCCCAGAGAGACUGAAGUCCGGUUUGUAUGUGAAGAAGGCUCAGGUGACUACAUCGCCCGAGUGGAUGAACCCCAGUCGUGCCGCUACGUGCUCACAGUUCACACAAGUCGCACCUGCCAGCAUCCAUUCCUGCGCCCACCAUCUACUGCCAAGCCCCAGGGUAUCGUAUGCCAGCCAGCACUCAGUGCCCAGCAGUACAUGGACUACGUCAAAGCUCAAGUCUCGGACACAAAGCGUAAAGUAGAGCAGAUCUCAGAGGAGCUUAGGAGCCUUGAUGAGAUGUUGGCUGGUAACGAAGGGGCAGAUGGAGCAGUAGAAGUAACAGCAGAAGAGACAUCUCCCGCAUCCAGUGAUGACCCAGAACCGUCAGACAGAAAAGAGACUGCAGAUGUAUCUGAGAACACUGCGUCAGAAGAGGCAGAAGAUUCUCACUUCUGGGAGGAAGUUCCAAAAUCAGAGAGUUCAAAAACAUCUACUUCUCAACAGGAGAGUCAGGCAGAUGAUGGCUAUAACUCACUUACAGACAAUGAAGUCAGAGAUGAUGGCGAUGAAGACCCAGCAGACCUGAUGAAAUUUGUCCAACACCUUAAGGAGAGUAACAGGAAGAAAGCACAAAACCAAGCCACAAGUCGAGCAGAGAAACAAACAAGCGACAGAGUAACAGAGAAGCACAGCGAGGAAGAGAAAGAUGAAGAUGAACAGCUGCUACAGGAGUUUGAGGAUGAGAUGGCUGACCUCUCAGUGCCGUCGGAUAAGAUUGAGGAGAUAAAGGAAGAAAUGCAGAAAGAGUUUGACAACAUCAUAAAUGAGGCUCAGCAGGAAUUGGAGACAGAGGGGCUAAAAGGGGAGUUCGAUCGCACUCAAGCCACACAGACACUGGAGACGACACUGGAUAAACUACUUGACCAUUUGGAGGAGAAAGACGUCCAGGAUCCGGAGCAGCAAACAGCAGGAGUUCAAAGAGCCAGCGAUCCGACCAGGGGCAGCCCCAGCCUGGCUCCAAAGCAGCCAGACCAAGCAGCUGACGACCAUGUUAAGAUCAAAAUUACUAAGUAUAAGACGGGCAGCAGCCCUGAUGGGGAGGUCAAAGUUCAGGAGAUGGGCGAAGGAGAUCCCCAGUGGCAGCACAUAAAGGACGUGGUUAAAGAACAGCUAGAGAAAGCAGGACUGAAGGCCGAAGGUAAAAUUGAGGUGAAGAUCUUGACACGAAAGAAUGCAGAGGAGGCAGGUGAUCAAUGGCUGACUGAAGAAGAUACAAAGUCCUUCAGGGAGCUCCUGAUAAAUCUCCUGACUGGAGGCACAGAAGAAGUCUACAAGGAGCAAAAGAGGCAGCAGGAGUUGGAGAACAACUACAGGUUUGUGUGGGGAGAGUCCCAGGAGGAGUCCCAGUCAUCCAGCACCUCUGACUCUGACGACGUGGACAUAUGAGCUCAUUCAGUACAUCCAGUGCACCUUUUGUGAUGGUGAACUCCUGUGGAGACCGGCAGGGAGGGGGGAGCUCUGAAGUGCAGCCACAAAUUUGAAAAAGAGACCAUAUGAUUCAAUCAUUGCUAUUAAACCUGGCAGAUAAUAUCAACUCACCUGUUUGCACAGUCAGAAAAUGUGUCUCUGUGUCUUGAAUAGGCAAUACGUGUCUUUAGUGGGCACCAUUUAUGUUGCACGAUAAAACCGCAGUGUCAGCGGUAAUUGUGCAGUUGAAUGAAGUUAUGCAUUUUCCCCUUUUUGAUGGGAUUCAGUUUUCAUAGAUGGCUGGAAAAGCCAGGUGAUGUACAAAAUGUACCUUUUUAGAAAUAUUUCAGUGAGUUUUACUGAAUAUUUGCAUCCAGUUCUGAAGUUAUCAGCAGUACACUGUGCGUCCACAGUUCAAUUACUUCUUGUGUUUGUCUUAAACGUAUGUUGACGUUGACAAAGAAGUCCUUACCUCUGUGUGACACAGCUGGGCGAAAUGUGCAUGCCUCAACAAACUGGAUGAGUGUUUACACAGUGGUUUCAUUUACUAUUUCCCUCGAGGUAUGAUUGUGUCUGGAUAUGAAAAACAAAGGACAAACACUCAAGGGUUCACAUUUGACUUCCCACCUGUCUUUGAAGCCUUCUGACACGUUGUGUUUGGUGAUUAAAUUACCAGUAAACACAAUUGUAGAUUACAGACGUGUUUGUGCACAUGCUGUCGCACUUUAUAUUUUUAGAAAAAGGUUCUGUAAACGCUGAAUUAUACAUUAUUUCUUUUUGGGUUUCCCUUGGGCUGGCAUUUGUACUGCUCAAAAGAAAAACACUGAAAGGAAUGUCGGAAGAUGAAACUUUUUAAAUGUGUACUUUGCUUUUGUUUCUAAUAAGAAUUUACCUUGCUUAAUUUAGUAAGUUUAGGGAAACAAAGAAAGCUACAAUGUCAAUCAGAUUACCAAAAUAAUGAAUCCACACAAAGUUUUUGUAAUGAUCCUUCAGAGGUGUACUUAAAAGGGCUGAAUUUGUAUAGUUUGUGAAUAAUUGUGGCUCCGUGGAUCUCAACAUGUACAUAAUUUCUGUGUGAAUCUGUUUUUUGAAGUGAACUGUUGUAUGUUAGCACAAAUUUAGUGGGGCUUGACUUACCUGACUGAAUACGUUUGUGACUGUGCAAUCUUGUAUAUGAAACUUAAUUUUAGACUGCGGGUCAUAUACAAAGUUUUUCAGACACAUGAUUGGGGCAUUCUUAAAGAAACUGGUGUCAAGAAAAGAUGUAGGUGUUGUGGGUGUGUUUCUUUACUUGGACAACUGGAUUAAUGUUAUCUCAUCUGGGGCCUGUAUCACAAAGUGAUACAGUGGAUUAGUCAGCUGUCUCUGGGCUGAACCCAGUAUUUGCUGUAUUAUGAAGCUGACUCAUGGCUAGAUAGGAAAAUCAAGAGUUGUCAGUUAAGCCUACUGAUAACUGGCUUCAUGAUACCAGUUAUCCAUUAACACCAAUGUUAGCCUCAGUUAACCCAAAUACAGCCAGACUAAGUUGAAUCUGCUCCGUGAUACAGGCCCCAGAUCCAUCAUGUGGCUUGAAUGGGGGGAAAAAAAUCCCUAUGAUCACAGGUGUGCCAUCAACCUGUCCUAUGAUUACAAAGUGUGCCAUAACACUCAUGUUUCUCUGCAUCACACACUGAGCAUCACCCCUCAGCUGCACACAUUAUUUGUAAAUGAUGACAACUUAAUGUAGAAGCAGAGAAGACAAGAUGAGUUGAUUACUGUGUCCUUUAACGGAGCUAUUUAAGGAGCAACACCUCAUGACUUCAAGGUCUGAAAAGAUUUUAGGUCCAUCUGAGCUGCCUUGUAAAUAAAAGUCUUUGAGCACUCUUCAUUUGUUCUUUUGAAAUAAAACAAAAUACCAUAGAAGUCA